AUGAAACCGAAGCUUUUGCUAGCAGCGGGCUGGGAAAACGGUGUCAUUUCUGUCGGAAACGACCUGCGAAGGAACGCAUCUUACCGUGUGGAUGACAAAGUCCUGGGCAAGCACUUCGAGGAUGAGUUCUUUCGCCAGUGCCCCCAGGUCUGCAAUACAAGCAAGUUCGACUGCGAGUACAGUCACCACGAAGGCAUCGGAACAAGCUACGAAGUGGAGCUGAAAGGUCACCUGGUGACGAUGCUCAGGGAGCCAAAGCAGCGCAUCCUCUCAGCGUUUCAUGAUCCAGUCUGGGCGCACGGCGUUGCCGGUGGAAGCGCGGCCAGCUAUGCGGAGAAGCAGCGAGGUGGCAUGACGUGUCAAGUGAUGCGCGACGGCGACAUGGACCCACCGCCCAAGGAGUGCAACGAGCUGACAGAGGCCGACGCGAGAUUGGCAGCAGCCAGACUGCGUGAAGGUUUUGCGUUUGUCGGAAUCACGGACGAGUGGGACCUGUCCAUCUGUUUGCUCCACCGCAUCUUCGGAGGAGACUGCCUGCGUUCCGACUUCGAGGACAACAGACCGAGUGUGGAGGGGGACAGCGACCAUCACAUCUACAACAUCUCAGAACUGGAGGGCUAUGAAGAUCCUGUGGACCGCAUCUUGUACAACGAAGCCAAACAGAUCUUCUUCGAGAAGCGCAUGGCCUACAAUGUGACAAUGGAGUCCUGUCAGCCGUGCUUCCAGAGCGCCAACCACAGCUUUCGUCCGUUGAGCUUGGACGGCAUUGAAAAAGGCUGCGCUGGCCAAACCAAUAUUCGCCUGAUCCUCGCAGCGGUUCUGAUUUUCAUGUACAGCCCGCGCAGCUACGCGUAG
Molecule: messenger RNA, 855 nt
Organism: Symbiodinium sp. CCMP2456
Lineage: Eukaryota; Dinophyceae; Suessiales; Symbiodiniaceae
Source: the annotation of a GenBank genome assembly